This is a messenger RNA of Ctenopharyngodon idella (grass carp), 1871 nucleotides long. RefSeq lists its product as uncharacterized. The coding region runs from base 109 to 1725 and encodes 538 amino acids. The transcript has 12 exons. The record is from RefSeq and is a predicted model, not a curated record. NCBI's taxonomy places the organism in Eukaryota, Metazoa, Chordata, Actinopteri, Cypriniformes, Xenocyprididae.
AUAGCACAAUGUUUGAUUUCCAGUUCUGUCUUAGCAGGAAACCCAGCACAGAUCACAGCUCAUUUGUGAAUACAUAGGCUACUGUAUUGCAAGACUGCAAAACAAAUAAUGAAAUCAGGCAGGUAUACUUUAAACACAGUUACUGGAGGCACAACUGAACCUCAAACACAGAGUCUCUGCCAGGAUGAAGGAAAAGCUCGAGUGUGCAGAGGAAGUAGGUGUUUGGUGUUGAUGACAGUGUGUCUCGGGCUCAUUUGUGUUCUUCUGCUGGUCUCCAUCAUACUGCAGCACAUCUCCAUCACAGCAGAGAGAGAAUCUCUGUUCAAGAGUUACAAGAACACAGUUGAAGAGUUAAAUCAGACCAUCAACAGAUUACAGCACAAUUACACUGAUCUAAUGACUGAAAAAGACCAACUGAAGAACAACUUCAACUCUUUGAGUCAGAAGAAAUUGGAGCUGGAGACCAGAGUCAGUAAUCUUACUGCUGAGAAAAGCCAGUUACAGAAAAGCGUUGAUUCUUUGGGUCAGAAGAAGCUGGAAUUAGAAACUAAAACCACGUCUUUAAGUGAAGAGCUAGAGAAGGAAAAAUCUAAAGGAAAUCUGUGUGGUCCUGUUUGUUUGUUCAAAUCCAAUGAGUCGAAGAGCUGGUCUGAGAGCAGGCAGUACUGCAGGGAUCGAGGAGCUGAUCUGGUCAUUAUCAACACUGAAGAGAAGCAGAGGUCCAUAUCUUCAUUCAUCAAGGAGAGAGUGUGGAUUGGUUUGUCUGACAUUGAGAACGAGGGCAACAUGACAUGGGUGGAUAAUUCAACACUGAAACAAGGGUUAUUCAGGUUUUGGUAUGGAGGUGAGCCAAAUAAUGCAGGUGGAGAUGAGGACUGUGUCGAACUGAUGCCUUUAAACACCAUCAAUAACUGGAAUGAUCUCCCAUGCUCUGAAAAGAGAAAAGGGAUUUGUUAUUGCUUUCUUAUCUACAGAGGAAGUAGGUGUUUGGUGAUGUUGACAGUGUGUCUCGGGCUCAUUUGUGCUCUUCUGCUGGUCUCCAUCAUACUGCAGUACAUCUCCAUCACAGCAGAGAGAGAAUCUCUGUUCAAGAGUUACAAGAACACAGCUGAAGAGUUCAAUCAGUCUAUCAACAUCUUACAGGACAAUUACACUGAUCUAAUGACUGAAAAAGACCAACAGAAGAAUAAGACCAGAGACAAUUACACUGAUCUAAUGAUUGAAAAAGACCAACUGCAGGACAUCUUCAACUUUGUGAUUCAGAAGAAACUGGAGCUGGAGAACAGAGUUGAUAAUCUCACUACAGAAAAAAGCCAGUUACAGGGAAACAUUGACUUUUUGAGUCAGAAGAAACUGGAGCUGGAGACCAGAUUUUUUUUUUCCACAUCCAGUGUGUCGAAGAGCUGGUCUGAGAGCAGGCAGUACUGCAGGGAUCAUGGUGGUGAUCUGGCCAUUAUCGACACUGAAGAGAAGCAGAGGCACAUAUCUUCAUUUAUUACGGAGCCUGUGUGGAUUGGUCUGACUGACAUUGAGAACGAGGGCACUUGGAAAUGGGUGGAUAAUUCACCACUGAAUCGAGGGUUUUGGUUCACAGGUGAGCCGAAUAGCUUUCAUGGUACAAACGAGGACUGUGUUGAACUGAUGCCUACAAGAGACAACGUGAACAACUGGAAUGAUCUUUCAUGCACAGACACGAGAAAAUGGGAGGAAGUAGGUGUUUGGUGAUGUUGACAGUGUGUCUUGGGCUCAUUUGUGUUCUUCUGCUGGUCUUCAUCAUACUGCAGCACAUCUCCAUCACAGCAGAGAGAGAAUCUCUGUUCAAGAGUUACAAGAACACAGUUGAAGAGUUCAAUCAGACUAUUUACAUCUUA